Neurospora tetraspora is the source of this 2842-nucleotide messenger RNA. RefSeq lists its product as uncharacterized. Gene Ontology annotation, molecular function: DNA-binding transcription factor activity, RNA polymerase II-specific; zinc ion binding. The coding region runs from base 331 to 2499 and encodes 722 amino acids. The transcript has 2 exons. Gene Ontology annotation, biological process: regulation of DNA-templated transcription. The record is from RefSeq and is a predicted model, not a curated record. NCBI's taxonomy places the organism in Eukaryota, Fungi, Ascomycota, Sordariomycetes, Sordariales, Sordariaceae.
AGGCAAGGUUUCAUUGGAGCGACAUCAAGGGGAUCAUCCGAUCACAUCACCACGGGCAUGCCAGAUUCUAGGCCUGCGCGAUCUCUCUCUCCCCAUUUCUCACCACCAUUUUUUGCCUGUCAGUCAGUCAGUGAAAGUGGGACGGACCGUAACGGAGCUCUGCCGCAAACAGACUUGACCUCGCUUCUGCGCCUUAAGACCGAACCCAAGAGGCGCGUCUUUGAUCGAUUCUUAUCAGGGCACGGGACGGGAAGUGGGCAAGACCGGCACCGGCAUCUGUAAACACACCAUGGGAGAAUAGGACGACGCUAUUAUGCAAUAGGCGACGACAUGGGUGGUAACGGCGUCAACCGACGUGCCACCGGGACCGCUGGUCGGGGUACUGCGGCUCCCGUUGCUGCAACUGAUCAUUCGGCUCAACCCGCACCCGCACCCACAAGCGGCUCUUCUUCCCCGUCCAGUACGGUAGCGCCGAUGAUUCCUCUGAAUCAGAAUCACAGUGGCAUCCCACCACCAGCAGCAGCUUCCAGUCCAGGUCCAGGUCCAGGUUCAGGUCCAGUACGAAGACGGAAGAAGAGAGCCCAAGUCUCCAAAGCCUGUCAGCGAUGCAGGAGACUGCAAAAGGGGUGUAGCGAGUCGCGGCCCUGUCAGAGGUGUAUCGGUGUUGGACUGGAGGAACAAUGUCUCCGGAGCGAGAUGGUGAUUGAGUGUCAUCAGAGUGUUGUACUGCCCCGGUCUCAUGCCCAUCCCGGACUGGUACCAGCUACAGCCACAGCUUCAGCAGGGGCAACAACAGCAACAGCAACAUGGUCCUUCACCCAACUCCCAGCCAGUCCCGAGAGUCUGGUUAACUACCCUCUAGCCGGCGGUGCAGGCGCAGCAUCAGCCAGCUCUCCCCUCCAGGGCCAGGCCAGUCAACACCAUCAACAAAUCAACCCCCUCCCCAAGCCAGUACUCGACCACUGCAUCCCCCGUUUCUUCUCCCGCCUCUACCCCACCAUCCCGAUCCUCACCCCUUCCUACAUCGACCACCUCCUCUUACUCUCCUCCACCACCACCACCUCCACCUCCUCCCUCUCCUCCCUCUCCUCCUCCUCCGCCGCCACCUCCACCGCGGAAGCCCAAACCCUCCUAACCACCCUCUCCGCCCUCGUCCUCCUCCAAAUCGAGCACCCCACCACUCACCUCUUCACCUCCAUCAACAUCCCUUACUCCAACUCCGUUUAUGGACGUUUACUCUUUGACCAAGCACAAACCAGCCACCAUCGGGCUUUGGCUUUGGGUACCACACAAACACAAAAAAGGUUUUCCCCGACGCUGGAGAGGGUGUUGAUUACUUUUUUUUGUAUGCGUGUCAUGCGGUGUUCAAGGGUGCGAAAGACGUUAGCAGACCGAUUGCUUUGGGUUUUGCUAGUGAGCGAAAGGUCGCAUGCCAUCCGCUACCGACGGCCGAUAACGCUGCAGAUUACGCCCAGCACCCCAUCGCUGGAUUUCUGUGCCGAUACGGAGUUUGCGGGCUUAGCGAGCUUGGUGGCGCUGUUCAGGCCGUUGGAUACGGGGUUUAUGGCGUUGUUGAAUCAAGAAGUGACGAGCGCGUUUAGGGGUCCGGCGAUGGUAGCGGGGCCGUUGGAUGUGGUGGAGAAGUCGAUUGCGGAGGCGGUGCCUGGUCCUAGUCCCGGUCUGGGUCCGGGUUUGGGUUCGGGUUUAGGUCCGGGUUCGGGGCCGGGUUCGGGGACGGUUUCCCUCCCGUCAAUGUCGCCGGAUGGACGCCUGGUAAAUUCUACUUGUGCCUCUUCUCGUCCUCCUCCUCCUCCUCCUCCUCCUCCUCCACCUCCUCCUCCACCUCCUCCUCUAACAACAACAACACAACCCCCCUCCCUCCUUCCCACCGGGGCCACCGGCCACCUCCACACAACCCAACUCGCCAACCUAAAAAUCACCCAACUCUGGCUGCGCGUGAUCCUCUGGCAGAUCCGGUUGCGCAUCGGGUUAUUGAUUCCUCCUCCUCCUCCCCCUCCUCCUCACUCAUCUCCAGCUCCAGCUCCACCAUCUGCCCCAAAUGGUACAGUCAAGGAAUCAUCCCUAACCUACCACCACCCCCUCUCCAUCGCCCGCUCACUCGUCCAAGUAACCAAAUCGCUUCCCCUCGAAAGCAUCCGCGUGCACGGAGUGGGGUUAACAGAGAAGGUGUUUGACGUCGCUUGUGCGAUGGUUGAUGUGCUUGCGAAGGUACCUUUGGAGGAUCGGAGGAGGUUUUCUGGGACUGGGCCGGCGGGGUCGUUGCUGACGAUGAGGGAGAGGGAAAGGGAAAGGCAGGAGGAAAGGGAAAGGGAAAGGCACCUCCAGGAAGAAGAGGAAAGGGAAGAUUUGGAGUGGAUUAGAGGGUUGAUUCAUCGGUUACCCGGGGGUGAGGCGAUUUAUGAUGAGUUGUUGGGGAAACAUAUUGCGGCUGCGGGUGUGUUGCCGGGGUUGGGGUUGAGGGGGUUUGAAGAUGAUUGAUGAUGUGCUGGCAUGAUACCUGUCGUUUGGCUUACCGGGAAGGCAAUGGGAUUUGGAUUCUGGAGUCUGUCAAUUGCAUUUCGGAAAGAUGCGUGAACAAAAAUGGAAGUUGAUGUCUGCAUGUAUCCAAAGAGAGACGGAUGAAUGACGUCGAUGGUGAGCUUGAUACACGAGAAACGCAUACCGACGAAUAAACUCAAAGGUAAAAAAGAAAAUGAAGAAAGAACUGGUGAAGCGAGAGAGAAAAGAAAGAACGUGAUAACAUGAAAAAAAGUGCAAAAAGAACCGCCCACGGCGAGACUCGAACUCGCAACAUUCAGAUGGCUUAGAAGGCCUUUUUACA